This is a messenger RNA of Pelagomonas calceolata, 1651 nucleotides long. NCBI's taxonomy places the organism in Eukaryota, Pelagophyceae, Pelagomonadales, Pelagomonadaceae. The record is from the annotation of a GenBank genome assembly.
CUCCGGACCAUGUCACAUAUGUGUACGAGAGCGGCGCCGCUGCACCCACACGUGUCGCACGGGGACCCGCAUCGCUGCCCGACGUAUCCCUCGGGCCCGUCGCAAAGCGCUGCAGAAGCUUGCUCUUCUCGAAAGGGCGGCAUUUCACCGGCCUUGCCCAAGGGCUGCCGCAUUGCAGCACAUCCGCCGAGCGCGCGCGCACGUAUAGCACCCAAAGAGAUCGACCAUGCGGCCCCGCUCCCUCGCCAGCGGCUCCACCACUACACGCCGCGCCCUGACCACCGCCACGCCGCCCGCGCCGAAGUCGCACGCGCUGGCCGCCGUCGGCGUCGCGGCCGGCGCCCUCGGGAGCGUAGCGGUGGGCGGCCUUCGUCGCGAUUCUACUCACGACUCGGCUGGACGUCGCGCACCACGCGGUCAACGGGACCUUUCCCCUCGACGUCAUGUGCAUGGGCGCGGCCGACGCCGCUGCCUACUACGCGGCCCCCGGCGCCGACGACGUGAAUGCGGCCGCCGUCACGGUCGCUCCCGAUCCGGUCGUCGUCAACGACGACGCCGCCGACUUCGUGGCGUCGGGGCCGUCGCGCGUCGCCGACCUAGGCGCGGGCUCGGUCCGGUCGGCCGGCGCCACGCGUCCGAGGCGCGGUCGACGUCUUCGCCGUCGACGCGAUCGACGUGCGGCCCCCGGCAAGCGGGCACGCGGCGGACGUCGUCGCCUCGCACCGUUCCAGCCCCGAGCGCGCCGGCGGACGUCCCCGAAGAUCCCUGGCCGUCGCCCCGUACAUGUUCGGUGUCCGCCGCCGUGCCUUCACGCCACUACGGCCUUGUCGUUUGCGCGGCGUUCCUACGACCGAGCGACCCCAGGGCCGCCGCCUACGGCUGAUCCCGCGGGCGGGCCCGUGGACGUGCUUGAGGCGCUGCCCAUUGCAAAGCCUGGAGCCCACGGCCCGUCCUCUACCGCAUCGAUACGCCAUCGCCGCGACCCGGACGCCAUCAUCGGCGCGACAGUCGUACUCACACAGGGGCCCUCGCCGCGCUGCGGCGCGCGGGCGCGCGGUCCGUCGACACGCUGGCGCCGAGGGCGCGCCCUGGCGGCGCCGCGUCGUGGAGUCCUUGUGGCCGCUACGGAAGCGCUGACGGUCGGCGCGCGCCGCGCGCGAGCCGCCGCCGCGACAGCGUCGCCCGCGGUGAUUGUCUGGACGUCGGCGGGCGAGCUGCGCGUGCUAGUGCGCGCCGACGACGCCGACGCCGCGCCGCUCGCCAAACGCCUCGGCUUGCGGUCGAUGGCCGACGCGCUCUGCUGCCGACGCGCUGACUGGCACCGCGUCGCGUGCGGAGCUGUCGUGGCGGGCGGUAUGCUCGUGGGAGCGCGGGUCGUCUGGGCGCGGCGAGCGCCGAUCGGCGCGCCCAUGUUGCCCUCGGGGUCAAGAGAGACAUGCUGAUGCUGUGGGUGCCGGCGUCGCGGCGGCGUUCCUCGCGGGCUGCCUCGCACGGACUCGCCCACGGCGCGCUCGCGGACGACGACCGUCCGGCCAAAGAAGCGGGCUUACGUCGAGGAGACGACGCCGCCGUGUCCUUCCCAAUGUGACGCGCACGAACCGAGCGCGCUAUGCGCCCGUGGUCUCCUGUAGUACUAAGGUGUGCGUAUAGU